AUGCUUCUCCUCCCAGCCGCUGCUCUGUGCUGCCUGUGUCCAGCGCUGGUUGCCAUGGCAGCAGAGAUGACUCAGGACCAGUUGUCUUUGACCAGGAGAGUUGAUGAACAGGCCUCGUUCAGCUGUGGAACUGAUCAGUGUGGCUGGAUAAUCUGGUUUCAGAAGAAAGACACAGGAACGUUCAGAACGAUUCUUGAUAUUUAUGUUAGUGGUGGUAACAUUUAUAAGAAUUACAAUCAUCCUCAGAAAGACGACUUCACAUCUCAGAGACAACAGAACAGCUGGGAGUUGAAGAUAGAGAAAGUUAAACGCUCUCAUGCAGCCACGUACUACUGCGCCUGUUGGGGGUCUGGAACCCACAUCUCUUUCACUGUGGAUGUCCUCAUCUUCGGCUCAGGAACCAAACUGUUCGUAGAUGAUCGGCCGCUGGUGACCCCGGUGGUGAGCGUGUACUCGGCAGCUUCCAUCGCCGCCCUGGACGGGAAGAGCACCCUGCUGUGUGUGGCCUCCAACAUGGUUCCUCCUCUGGUCCAGUUCUCCUGGACAAGACAGAGGGAGGGUGGUCCUCUGGAGACGCUGUCCUCUGCUGAUGGAGAGCAGCUGGAGCUCAGAGGGACAGGAUGCACCGCCGCCAUCAUGGUGGUCGACCAGAACGCUCCGUACAAAUACCGCUGCCACGUCCGGCAUGAGGGAGCACCGACGACUCAAAUACCGACGACUCAAAUACCGACGACUCAAAUACCGACGACUCAAAUACCAACGACUCAAAUACCAACGACUCAAAUACCAACGACUAAAGCACAGACGUGUCCGGCGGCCUGGGCCUGGUCUCAGCGGCAGGUGAAGCUGCUGUGUCUGCUCUACACGCUGCUGAUGGUGAAGAGUCUGGUUUACUGCGGUGGACUCGCUCUGAUCCACAUCCUGAGGAACAGGGAGCGUCCAGCCGCUGCUCACCAGACGACCGAGUUUCCUGCAGCAGCUUCAACUUCUCACUGA
Limanda limanda (common dab) is the source of this 996-nucleotide messenger RNA. RefSeq lists its product as uncharacterized. Lineage: Eukaryota; Metazoa; Chordata; Actinopteri; Pleuronectiformes; Pleuronectidae. The record is from RefSeq and is a predicted model, not a curated record. Bases 1 to 996 code for a protein of 331 amino acids. The transcript is spliced from 5 exons.